AUGGCGGCGGACGGCGGGAGCGGCCCAGACUGCCCCGCGGCACUCUUUCCCACGCCUCCUACGAUAAAGUUCAAAUUGAUUAACAUGGCAUACAAAUCUCUGUCUCCAUUACAUGACUAUGUACAGAAUCAUUUUACAAGUGCAAGAAUGGCUUUGAUUGGACUUGGUGUGAGUCAUCCUGUUCUAAAGCAAGUUGCUGAACAGUUUCUCAACAUGAGGGGUGGGCUUGGUUUAUCUGGUGCAAAGACCAAGUACCGUGGAGGUGAAAUUCGAGAACAGAAUGGAGACAGUCUCGUCCAUGCUGCUCUUGUAGCAGAAAGUGCUGCUGCAGGAAGUGCAGAAGCAAAUGCGUUUAGUGUUCUCCAGCAUGUCCUCGGUGCUGGACCACAUGUUAAGAGGGGCAGCAAUGCCACCAGCUCUCUAUACCAAGCUGUUGCCAAGGGAAUUCACCAGCCAUUUGAUGUUUCCGCUUUUAAUGCCAGUUACUCAGAUUCUGGACUCUUUGGGAUUUACACUAUCUCACAGGCUGCAGCUGCUGGAGAUGUUAUCAAGGCUGCCUAUAACCAAGUAAAAACAGUUGCUCAAGGAAACCUUUCUAAUACAGAUGUCCAAGUUGCCAAGAACAAGCUGAAAGCUGGGUACCUAAUGUCAGUGGAGUCUUCUGAGGGCUUCCUGGAUGAAGUUGGGUCCCAGGCUCUAGUUGCUGGUUCAUAUGUGCCGCCAUCCACAGUCCUUCAGCAGAUUGACUCGGUAGCUGAUGCUGAUGUCAUAAAUGCUGCAAAGAAGUUUGUUUCUGGCCGGAAGUCAAUGGCAGCAAGUGGAAAUUUGGGGCAUACACCUUUCGUUGAUGAGUUGUAGUACUGAAACACAUAUUGCAGGAAAGAGCUGAACAUUUUCUCAACUAAGAGCAGCAAGUAUGUGAAAGUGAAAAGUCUCUAAUGUAACAUUUAUCUUUUUUCCAAUGAGAUGAAAUAUCAUAAAGCAUAAAUGCAGGUAAUUGUUCCCAACUGACCUAAAGUCAAUAAAACUUCUGUUUAAAUGUU
This is a messenger RNA of Delphinapterus leucas (beluga whale), 1043 nucleotides long. It is a transcript of the gene UQCRC2, whose product is annotated as ubiquinol-cytochrome c reductase core protein 2. Gene Ontology annotation, biological process: proteolysis. Lineage: Eukaryota; Metazoa; Chordata; Mammalia; Artiodactyla; Monodontidae. Gene Ontology annotation, cellular component: mitochondrion. Gene Ontology annotation, molecular function: metal ion binding; metalloendopeptidase activity. The record is from RefSeq and is a predicted model, not a curated record.